This is a messenger RNA of Yamadazyma tenuis ATCC 10573, 1644 nucleotides long. RefSeq names its product Ssz1p (gene SSZ1). Gene Ontology annotation, molecular function: ATP-dependent protein folding chaperone; ATP binding. The record is from RefSeq and is a predicted model, not a curated record. Gene Ontology annotation, biological process: protein folding. NCBI's taxonomy places the organism in Eukaryota, Fungi, Ascomycota, Pichiomycetes, Serinales, Debaryomycetaceae. Gene Ontology annotation, cellular component: cytosol; nucleus.
AUGUCUGCAGUUAUUGGUAUUUCGUUCGGGAACACCUCGUCAAGUAUUGCUUUUGCUAAUGGUGAAGGUAAGGUUGAAGUCAUUGCCAAUCCAGAUGGUGACAGAUCCAUUCCAUCGACCUUAGCCUAUGUUGGAGAAGAUGAGUACCAUGGUCAACAGGCUAACGCUCAAUUAAUUAGAAACAGCAAAAACACCAUCAUCAACUUCAGAGACUUUAUUGGAAAGACUUUCGAUGAAGUCAACACUGAAGUUACCAAGACCGGUGCUCCAGCUAUCAAGACUGCUGAUGGAAGCAUUGGAUUUAACAUCACCAGACAAGAUGGUAAGGUCGAAGUUAUCACAGUUGCAGAAGCCACCAAGAGACAUUUAAAACAGUUGCAAAAUGCUGCUGAAGACUUCUUAGGUAAAAAGGUUGAAGGAGCUGUGAUCACUGUUCCAACUGAUUUUACUGAAGCUCAAAGAGAAGAGUUAAUCAAGUUGAGUAACGAAACUGGUUUGAAAGUUCACCAAUUAAUCAACGAACCAAGUAGUGCAUUAUUAUCUCAUUUGACUCAAAAAGAUGAACUGUACUCUCAGAACAAGAUUUACUUGGUGGCCGACUUUGGUGGAAUCAGAUCCGAUGCUGCCAUUAUUGCCGUCAGAGGUGGGAUCCUCACUGUGUUGAGCACUUUACACGAUAAAGAAUUAGGAGGUGACAGAUUGGAUGAAGCUUUAAUGGAAUUUUUCGCCAAGGACUUUGAAAAGAAGUACAAGGUGAACCCAAGAACUGAUGCCAGAUCUUUGGCAAAGUUGAGAAGCGAGAGUAUUGUGGUAAAGAAGACUCUUUCCAACGUCCAAUCCUCCACUUGUUCCAUCGAGUCCGUGGCUGAAGGUAUUGACUAUCAUACUACCAUCAACAGAUUGAGAUACGAAUUGACCAUUAGAGGUACGAUUUCGAAGAUGACAGGAUUUGUUGAAAAGUUGGUGGAAAGAGCUGAGUUGAUCCCUUCUGAAAUCAACGAAAUCUUGUUGGUGGGAGGAAGCUCCAACACUCCUAAAUUGUCAAGUGAAUUGAGAAGUCUUUUCCCCGAAUCCACAGCCAUCAUUUCUCCUGUUUUUGACACCAAGGCUAUUUUACCAAAUGAGUUGAUUUGUAGGGGAGCUGCUUUACAAGCGGCUUUGAUCGAAUCGUUCGAUGAUGACGAAAUCAAAGAAAGCUUACAGCCAAUUGUCGUGAACACCCAACACUUGGUGCACUCCAUUGGUAUCAAGGAUGCUGAUGGUAAGUUUGUGCCUAUCGUUGUCAGUGAGACCGCUUAUCCUAUCAAGAGAUCUCUUGAAGUCACCAAUGGCGAAAGUAGCAGUGUGUUGGUGGAAUUAUACGAGGGUAAAAAGCUGAUCAAGGAAACUGUGAUCGAACCAACCAAAGUUGAGUACAGUGACGAUGAAGAAGACUCGAGCGAAGAAGACGAAGAGCCUGAGAUCAUAAAAGAAGUGGUUGAAGAGUGUGGUGAAUUGUUGGGAUCAUUGUCAUUGAAAGACUUGAAGCCUGCCAGCAAGUUGGAAAUCAUCAUCAACAUCACGCAAGAUGGAAAGUUACACAUAUCUUCUAGAGAGUUAAAGGUGGGGUCUGUGGCCACCAAAGUUGAGUUAGAGUUCAAGUAG